Messenger RNA from Oryza brachyantha (malo sina), 1785 nucleotides. Its product is annotated as developmentally-regulated G-protein 2. Gene Ontology annotation, cellular component: cytoplasm. Gene Ontology annotation, molecular function: GTPase activity; GTP binding. Gene Ontology annotation, biological process: cytoplasmic translation. The transcript has 12 exons. NCBI's taxonomy places the organism in Eukaryota, Viridiplantae, Streptophyta, Magnoliopsida, Poales, Poaceae. The record is from RefSeq and is a predicted model, not a curated record. The coding region runs from base 175 to 1374 and encodes 399 amino acids.
CUCCGUCCUUCUCCGACCGAUUGGGCUGUCCACUAGGGUUGAGAGGCCGCCGCCGCCAGUGCUCUCCACUCGUGCCGCCGGCUCCGGACCUCGCCGUUCACCGCGCCGCCAGGGUUGUUGGCUGCAAGUUCAUUCACCUACCUGGGAGUAGUUUGCAUACUCACAAGUUAAAAGAUGGGUAUCCUUGAGAAGAUCAAGGAGAUUGAAGCCGAGAUGGCUCGGACGCAAAAAAACAAAGCAACAGAAUACCAUCUUGGACAACUGAAAGCAAAAAUAGCAAAGUUGAGGACACAAUUAUUAGAGCCCCCUAAGGGUUCUGCUGGCGGAGGAGACGGUUUUGAAGUCACGAAAUUUGGGCAUGGUCGUGUUGCACUUAUUGGAUUUCCCAGUGUUGGAAAGUCAACUCUUUUGACUAUGUUGACUGGGACACAUUCUGAAGCUGCAUCAUAUGAGUUCACAACUCUCACUUGCAUCCCUGGUAUUAUCCACUACAAUGAUACCAAAAUCCAACUGCUUGAUCUUCCUGGUAUCAUUGAAGGUGCAUCAGAAGGCAAGGGGCGUGGUAGACAGGUCAUUGCUGUCGCAAAGUCAUCAGAUCUUGUGCUCAUGGUUCUGGAUGCCUCGAAGAGUGAAGGACACCGCCAAAUAUUAACUAGAGAAUUGGAAGCUGUUGGACUCCGUCUGAACAAAAGGCCUCCUCAGAUAUAUUUCAAAAGGAAGAAGACUGGUGGAAUUUCUUUCAACAGCAUGAUUCCCUUGACUCAUGUUGAUGAGAAGCUCUGCUAUCAGAUACUGCAUGAGUACAAAAUUCACAACGCAGAGGUGUUAUUCCGUGAGGAUGCUACCGUGGAUGAUCUCAUCGAUGUUAUUGAAGGAAAUCGAAAGUACAUAAAAUGUGUUUAUGUAUAUAACAAGAUUGAUGUUGUUGGUAUCGAUGAUGUGGAUAAUCUUGCUCGGCAACCAAAUUCGCUUGUGAUCAGCUGCAAUUUGCAGCUAAACUUGGACAGGCUACUGGCAAGAAUGUGGGAGGAAAUGGGGCUAGUGAGAGUGUAUACAAAGCCACAGGGACAGCAGCCUGAUUUCACAGAUCCAGUCGUUCUAUCUACUGAUAGAGGCGGCUGCACAGUUGAAGACUUCUGCAACCAUAUCCAUAGGAGUUUGCUGAAGGAUGUGAAGUAUGUACUUGUAUGGGGAACCAGUGCAAGACAUUACCCACAACACUGUGGGCUUGGCCAUGUUCUUCAAGAUGAGGAUGUUGUCCAGAUAGUAAAGAAGAAGGAGAAAGAGGAGGGUGGCCGAGGCCGCUUCAAGUCGCACACGAAUGCACCCACUCGCAUAUCCGACAGGGAGAAGAAAGCUCCCCUGAAGACCUGAUCAGGACACAAACCGCAGUUUUGCCGGCAGUUCCAUCAUCAAUAGAGCGUAUCAUGGAUCAUGUAAAGCUGGUUGAGCAGUGCGCUAUUUUUUGCAAUGUGCAGGCCUAUUUCGUGCCUCCAGAAAGGGCCAUAUUUGAGCACUCACCCGGUUCCUUGCCUCCUGUAUCUCUCUGAAGAACACCAUUGCCGUGCAACCUAUGAACAUCAUUGUGUAUGCUUUGUAUCUAUGCACCAUGGCAAACACGGACGGCAAAUGGAUGUACUGCGGCUGUGUUAGAUGUGUUGAUGUCCAAUGUGGACUUCGAUGCUCACUGCAGUGCAAUCAGCAACUUAAUAAUGCAUAUAUGAGGAGCCUGGGAUUUGAUCAAUUCUGGACCGCUCAUCCAAAACGGAUGGUGGCUAAUGGAAA